Helianthus annuus (common sunflower) is the source of this 876-nucleotide messenger RNA. RefSeq lists its product as uncharacterized. The record is from RefSeq and is a predicted model, not a curated record. Bases 1 to 876 code for a protein of 291 amino acids. NCBI's taxonomy places the organism in Eukaryota, Viridiplantae, Streptophyta, Magnoliopsida, Asterales, Asteraceae. The transcript has a single exon.
AUGUCUAUUAGGAGUGGAAGGCAAACUAAUGCUUGGAGUGACAAUUGGUGCCCGUUUAGUCCUCUUCGGUCUUUUAUCUCGCCUAGAGCGAUUGCGAAUGCUGGUUUCACUCUUUCUUCUAUGGUUGCUGAUCUUGUGGCGGAUGAUAAUGGUCAAUGGUUGUGGCCCGAGGCUUGGUAUGACACAUAUCCGGUCCUUAUAAAUAUUGACACGCCACAAAUUUUAGCUGAUGAACAUGAUCGGCUAGAGUGGAAAGAUCUGGAUGGUAAUCUUCAGCAUUUUGAAACGAAGGAGGUGUGGAAUAGUUUACGGAAUAGAGAGGAUAAGGUUUUAUGGGUUAAAUCGGUUUGGUUCGCUCAAUGCAUUCCUAGACAUUCAUUCCACUUGUGGCUUGUUAUCAAAAACAAGCUAAAGACCCAAGACAGGUUGACCGUUUGGGAAGCUGGCAGUGCUACUAACUUACAGCUUAUGUGCUGUCCAUUAUGUAAAUGUGAUCGUGACUCUAGAGAUCAUCUCUUCUUCCAAUGUCAAUUCUCAUCGGAGGUUUGGGGAUCGGUUAGAAAAUACGUUGACAUGGGGGGUGUGCUGAACAACUGGACGUCGAUUAUUCAAUGGAUGGAGCGUGUUUCUGAUUCUAGAACGCUUGAGCAUAUUAUCUGCAAGAUCCUGGUUGCGGCUACCACGUAUUUUAUUUGGCAGGAAAGAAACAACCGUCUUUUUUCUGCUCUUGUUCGAAAUGCUGAGGCUCUCUCAAAGAUCAUCAUUGAUACGGUUCGGCUUAGAAUUAUGGGAUUCAAGGUGAGUGGGGAACCAAAGUAUGACAACAUUCUGGAAAGGUGGCUGAUCUCGAAGAAUAUGGCUUUGGAGCCGGGCUAA